Hepatospora eriocheir is the source of this 1170-nucleotide messenger RNA. The record is from the annotation of a GenBank genome assembly. Lineage: Eukaryota; Fungi; Microsporidia; Hepatosporidae.
AUGUCGAUAGAAAAGAGAGAUAUUAAAACAGAAAUUAGUACAGUAAAAUCUGAAUUGGUUAAACAUGAGAAUCGAAUAAAAGAAUAUGAUACUAAAAUAGCAGAAUGCAAAAGACAGAUACAGACAAUAUAUUCUUCUUUAAAGGAAACUAGUAAAAGAGGUAAAAUCAUGACAACAUUAAAUCAACUUAAUAGUCAACUAAAAGAAAAAGAUCAUGCAAAGAAAGAACUUAAAGAAAGAUUAGGAGUUAUUCAGGGAGAUAUUGCAGUUAUUAAGGAUGAAAUAUCAAUAAUAAACGGUGGAUCAGAAAUUAUGUCUUUAGAAACUAUUAACAGUAAAAUAGAGAAUUUAAAUAAGAAAUUCUUAUCAGAUAACAUGAGUGAUUCAGAAUCAAAGAGAUGUUAUGAUGAAAUAAUUAAGUUAGAAAAUAGAAGGGAAAAAUAUGGAAUGUCAGAAAUGAACACUAAAAAACUUCAAAAUAAAACCAAGAUUUAUCAAGAUAUGGUUAAAGAGUUAAAGAAUAUCAAUAACACUAUUUUUGAUACAAGAAUUACCAUUAAAAAUACAGAACUUGAACUUAAAAAGUUAACUGCAAGUAAGACUGAGAAAAUUCCUGAAGUAGAGAAAUUAGAUGAGCAAAUUGCUUCAUUAAAAACACUCAAGAAAAACGAAAUUAGUAACAGAUCGGCUAAAAGAGAUCAGUUACAUAAUCUUAUUAUUGAAAGCAAAGAAAUCAAACGGAAGAUUUUGAUUGCUAAAGAAUUAGAAGCUGAAAAGGGAAAGAUUAGAGAUAAAAUAAAAGAAGAGUUAAAAAAGAUCAAUCUUGAAGAACAAAGACUUAAUGAUUUUAGUGAUAAAGUGUUUGAAAAUUUAAGAUUUAAUGUUAACAAAGCUAAAAAAUUAAAUGAUUUUAAAUUUUCAGCUGAUUUGGUUUCUAAACUUUUUAAGUAUAAAAUUUCGAUUCCUAACGAUCAGAAAUCAGCAGAUAAGACUUUAGAGGAGAUCGACCAAAAACAGAGAGAAACAGCUGGGAGAUACAGAAAGGUUUAUGAUGAAGUUAAUAAAAAUAUUUCAUCAGUGAGAGCUGUCAUUAGUGAAUAUGAAAAAGAAUUAACAGAAUUACCUGUUUCUCAUCUUAAAACUUCUUCUGAAACUAAGAGUUCUGAAUAA